GCUUCGGCUAGCUUGAAGCCGCUGAGUUUAUGCAACGGCUUCUCAGCACAGCUACACUGUUAUGAAACUGAGCCUUGGUGACAGGUCACAUGGCCACAGAUGAGCUGCUGAUUCCAGUAUUUUCAAUGGAAACACAGUGAAAGGUCCCUUCUGUGGAACCUCAGACAUUUUCCAUCAUGCAGUUGGAGGCUCAGCUGCGACUGUGUCAAAGUUGUCUUUGGUGCUGUAAGAGUGGACUGCGUCUGUUCUCUCAGAGCUACGUACACAGAAAAGCUGCAAACUACUACGAUCUCCUGGGAAUCAAAUCUGAUGCCAACUUGGAGGAAAUUAAAAAGGCAUUUUUUGACAAAUCUAAGAAGCUGCACCCAGACAGCGACCCAUCGAACCCAGGGCUGCACAGCCAGUUUGUGGAGCUGAACGAAGCAUACCGAGUGCUGAGCAAAGAGCUGAGCAGGAAGGAGUAUGACUUCAAAAUGAGACACCAAUUCAGUGGCGACCAGGUCUUCAGAUAUUCCUCUAGUAACACUGUCUACAGAGCCAGCCCCAAUAUGGACACCCAUGACAACAGUUACUGGGAGCAGUUUCAUCAGUCUCGCACAGAUCACAUGACUCCAGAUGAGAAGCAGAAGAGGAGGAGGAAGAACUUUCGCCUGGUGGGCUACUGUAUCUUAACCAUGGUGCUGAGCGUAGGAGCCCACUUGAUCUUCUUCAGUAAAUUGGAAGACAUUCACAAUAACUUCAUGGAUGAGAAAGAUCGAAUCAUCACAGAGAUUUAUAAUGAAUCCAAAGAGAAGGCAAGGAUCAACGGGUUUAAGAAACAGACAGAAAUCCUCCGACACAAACAUGCUGAGUUCCUGGAGAAAUACAAAAACCACAAAGGUGGAGACAGCAAGUAGGAGAGUCUCCAGCUAUUUCUCUCUGAUGAUGGAGUUUGAACCGUCAGCAAGUGGAAGGUGUCAGACUGAAUGUGGUGCUAGUUUUAGGAUUUUAAAGUUUUUCUUGCCUAUUUAAAGAUGUUAAAGAAUCUGUGUUUGUCUUCAGAUGUGAUAUCGAGGAGCUGAAGACGCACAGGAGCUUGGGUGUGAUGUGGGAGGGUUUCUUUUGGUUGCAAAGGUGUAAAGUCCUGACCAAGCUGAGCUGUACAUGAGCUUGGACUAAACCAUUUGUAAUUGGUAGCAGCUUUGCGUCGGCUGGACAGUCAGAAGAAUGUUCUCAGACCUUUUCCACUGUUUGCCCAAAGGAGCCAUAAUGAACACUGUCAAACUGCCUCUAAUGAACUCACAGGGACAUGUUAGUUAUUGUCCUCAGCCUCCUCUAUGUGUAAGUGGUACACAGUGUGCAGGGCUCACAGAUGUCUGUGAGUUAAUGGCACGUGAUGGCAGGCGUGUUCAUUCAGUCAUGAUUGUGAUGCCAGUACAUUUCUUGGUGCUAUAAGAAACUGGCAGUAAUUGAGAUCAUGUCUUGGGUUGCAAACAAGAGGACAGUGAUUUAACGUCCUCCUGGGUUUUCUGAGCCUCACUCUGCUGAGGUGGACACAGUCAUGAAGGACGCUGUAUGACACAUGCAAAGUAUUUUCAGCAUGAAUCUUUUUCCAGGUUGUGUGGUGGAAACAUGACAUUUUACUGGGCUUGUCUAAAAUUCCCAGUUCUUGUAUUUUGGGACAUAGUAGCCCAGCUCCUCUUCUCUAUUUACAGCCAACCUAUAACAAAAUUAUACAUUUGUUUGAGACGGAAACUAUUUAUGAUCAAUAUUACGACUUGAAAAAAGGGACACUUUGUCUUUUAUUUAUGGUCAAAUAAGAAUAUUAAUAAUAUUUUGAAGACAUUGAGACUAUGAAAAUGUGUAAAUUGAAUGAAAAGAUGGUUCGUAAUUAUGAAUGAAAGUUCACUGGUUAUUUCAACCUCCAGAGCCAAUGUUUAACCAUUAUUUUGCCUUUCAGUUUUUAGAUAUUAGAGGUUGUUGUUUUUCUGUUUGUGACUGCCUUAUCUGUUCCCUGGAGGGAUGUCACUGAGAAGUGAUUAAAAGAUCAACUUUU
Molecule: messenger RNA, 2035 nt
Organism: Toxotes jaculatrix (banded archerfish)
Lineage: Eukaryota; Metazoa; Chordata; Actinopteri; Toxotidae
Gene: dnajc4
Product: DnaJ (Hsp40) homolog, subfamily C, member 4
Exons: 8
Coding region: 177-896 (239 amino acids)
Source: RefSeq, a predicted model, not a curated record